UAUUUCUUAUAGUAGAAGAGAUUUCAAAGUGCCACACGUAUACAGAGUAAUAAGUGUUAAAAAAUCGUCUGCUUUGAAAUAUUGGAACGAAAAACAUAUUGAUUUUAAAACAUAGUAUUAACGGAUAACUGAUAUUUAAAACACACAGAAAAUAAAUGAAGAAUUAUAUUGAAAAUCAGAUGAAGUAUAUUUUUGUUUUACUAAUAAUUUAUGAUUGCAAAAGAAUCUACACAAUAAGGUACCCAGAACAGCGAAGCAUUCGUCACACUGUUUGUACAGCUUGCAUUGUCUAAAACAACAACUUAUGAAUAAUACUUAAAUCGCUCAUUAUUGUACGAAUCCCCAGUAUAUUACCGACGUUUGGCGCAUACCAUAUAUUUGCUAGAACUGAGUUUAUUACCAAUAAUUGAAUAAUCGCCAUAAAAUGGCGUUCACGACGUGCGCUUUAAUUGUUACAUUUAUGACCAUCACAACAGCCGCCAUUUUUGGAGAGCCGAACAACAAUCAUUUUCAGAGAUUCCCGCCAAGGAUGCAUAAAAUACAUCACAUAAAGCCCAAGUUCAGUAUGCCUGAUUUUGACCGCGAAGACUUUCUGCCGCCUAUGCCGCAUAUGCCGCGUAUGCCACAUAUGCCGCCUAUGCCGUCGAUGCCGGAAAUGCCGUCAAUACCGGCAAUGCCGUCGAUGCCGGAUAUGCCGUCAAUACCGGCAAUGCCGCCGCUAACACACGACCUGAUCAGGGCCCACGUAGCAGGCGAUAACGAGAAGUACUCCGGUUCUUCAUACUCUAGCCACUCUCAUUCCACAAUCAUCAACGGGAAAGAGACCUUCGAAGGUAGCGUCAGCUCUUUGAUCAACGAUGGUCACCACGUCGAAGAAAAAAUAAUGGAAUACGGUAAUUAAAUCGCUAAUUUAACAAACAACUUUUGAUAUCUUGUGUUUGCAACAUAAUUGACAAAAAAGAACAAUAUAAUCACAUUCUAGAGAUUUAAUAUAAAAAUGUAGUACUAACCUAUUUAUGAAAAAUGUUUAAAUAUCUAUAACUCAAGAUGUUAUUUUUGCAGUAUUUUUAAAUAACUUUAUUGUCAAAAUGACUAUAUAGUGCACCUAUGUUAACUACAAAAAUUUACCCACAAAGAAUACUACACGUGUAAUUUCGAUAUAAAUGCCUCUGUUCAUACGUAUUAUUAAUGUAUGUACAUUAUAAAUAAAGCAACAUUAUUAUUAAUUUCUUAUGUAAAAGUUAAUUAUUAAUCAAUAAAACUUGGAAUAUA
Messenger RNA from Manduca sexta (tobacco hornworm), 1272 nucleotides. RefSeq names its product RNA-binding protein 12. The record is from RefSeq and is a predicted model, not a curated record. The transcript has 6 exons. Bases 425 to 901 code for a protein of 158 amino acids. Lineage: Eukaryota; Metazoa; Arthropoda; Insecta; Lepidoptera; Sphingidae.